AUGGAUCCUUUGGAAUUCACCUCUGCAAUAUCUAGAUAUUCCAAUUCAAAUCUGAAGCAAAUCAGAUUGGAAGAUUACAUAAAAGAUAUCUACAUCUCUGAAUUUUCUACAGAAUGGGAAGAAAAUAUACUGCAUUUGAUACCUCCCAGAGAUAGACGAGCUCAUCCUUCUUUCGUAAACUCGGUAUUAGACGAGGUAAAAGAAACAUAUGUCGAAGAUAUGAGAGACUUCGUGCUAAAUUCCAUAUUAUCCUGCAAAAUGUACAAGAGAAGACGCGUCGUUUGCGAAGAAUGCGAUGUUCCCGUCAGCUCGAAGCGAAGCAUCACCGAAAAGGAUGCGUUAUACGAUCGAAAAAUAUUUUUAAAACGUCGCAAUCUGUUGGCCGAGAGAUAUUUCCUCUCGUAUCCGAUCAUUAGACGCGUCAUAAAUACGGCUCAUCGUAUUCUGCCUACGGUAAUUUGUGACUUCGAACAUUAUCGCGAACUAGGAACGCUAUCGUUGCACAAUUUCCGAAACAUGAUCCUUAAGGACAUUAAGAGAGGCACCUUAGUGAUAGCUAAUCAAUUUUACACCGAAACGUUUAAAGCCGUGCAAAGAUCGAAGCAACUAAAGAGCAUCUCCGCGAAACAUCUACCUCGAUUUAUGCGAUGCCUCACUAAUAUAUUUGUUCAACAGAUUCUCAAUGUGACAAUGAGAUCGAUCGAUCAUAUAAUAGGUAUCAUGAAAGACGGUCGUUUCUGUCCACAGAUUGAAUUCCAGCUGGUAUGCGAAGACGAUCGGCUUGUGACUAAACCGGAGAUAGACGAGGUAUUUUCGACGUAUCACGAUAUUAUCAGCGGCAUCGCGGGAAUCGGGCAAGAUCUGAUGCCUCUGGAGGAAUGGUUGGAUAUCAAAGCGAAGGAAAGGUAUAUAAAGGUCGCGCCUUCCGACUGGUUCAUCGAGAAAUCGCAUCGCAACCUGCAGGAGAUACUGGACGCUCUGUUUCGACCUGUAAACGAGCACGUGGCUUGUGUUUCCACGGAAUUCAGCGACGUAUGUACAUCGAGUAUCGAGAGCCGGAUAUCGUCCUUAACUUCGGAACGACCAGAUUUUGAUGUGUAUCUGGCACAUAUAUACAAGUAUAACGAGUAUCUGAGCAAAACUAACUCUAUGCUCUCUAAUUUGUAUUAUAGCGUAGGGAAGUUGGAGCAAAGCAGCGCCAAGGAAUAUCUGAGGCAGAUCUGCCACGACGUUAUAAACGCCCUCACGAUGGAACUCGUCGAGUAUCAUCGAGAUUUCAAUCGUUCGAUCUGUUCCAGCUUCGAGGAUCUAAAGUCUACGGCGCUAGAUAUUCCGAGGGACGCAAACUCCUUGAUACAAUUGGGCGAAUACAUGUCGAGAGCUUCGAAAGUAUUAAUGAAGGAGCAGGAGCAGAAGAUACGAUGCUCGAUUUAUAUGCUAAGUAAACUAUUGGAGAUUACCAUAUUGACGGACGAACACAUUGACUUGAACAAGACCACCGUUAAUUGGCUGAAUGAUAUCCAGCCGGUGUUCUCGCAGAAUAAUACAUUGUGCGAGGCAAUGAAGAGUGAAUUAGAGGAGGAUCUUCAACGGCGGAUAAAUACAUUGAACACGGAAGUUGACGCCAUGUUCCCGCAGCUUAUCAUCCUCGACGAUAUGGACGACAUAAACAAAGUCGGAGAAUAUACGGAGCAUUACGAGGAUUUGAUGAAGAAGUAUAAACAUAUGGAUAACGAGAUGCAAGUUAUUAAUUCAGAGGAGAGACUUUUCAAGUUUCCCGAAACGGAGUUUCCGAAAAUAAUUGAAUUAAGAGAGACGAUCGUGCCCUUUUACACGCUCAUACGUACUGUUUAUCAAUGGCAGAGGAACAACUCCGUGUGGCUGAAUGGUCCGUUCGAAUGUCUGGACGCGUCCAUCAUCGAGAGGAAGACGAUGAAUUAUUUGGACGAAAUCACGGAAAUGAACAAGACGAUGAAGUCGCGUAUCAAGAUGGAUGUGACGGCGAACAAGUCGUACAAAUUUUCCGGCAUCGCCGACGAUCCUGAUCCGAUGCAACAACCCGCUCCGCUAAAAUUGUGUUGGCAGACGCUCAAGAACAUUAACGAGUUCAAGGUUUAUCUGCCGCUCGCGAUCUGCAUGUGCAAUCCAGCUCUCUGCGCCCGUCAUUGGAAGGAAAUGUCAGCGAUAUGUAAUUUUGAUCUCACGCCAAAUGCGGGAACGACUCUGAAAAAGAUGAUUGAUAUGAAUCUGAUGGAUAAUAUCGACAAGUACGAGGCUAUAAGUUUGGGCGCCAACAAGGAACUGUAUCUUCAGCAAGAAUUGGCCGAGAUGAUCGAAAAGUGGGAGCCAAUAUCCUUCGAGAUGUCGACCGAUGAAUCUGGUGCGAUAACUUUCAAACAUAUAGAUGACAUCGAAGUGCUUCUCGGAGAACAUCUUAUCAAAGUUGAGGAGAUGAGAACGUCUCAUUUCGUCAAACCAAUAUUGUCAGACUUAAUCGAUUUCUUCGCUGUUCUCACAAAAAUACAGAAAAUCCUUGAUCAAUGGGCGCGCGUACAGUUCCGCAAACUCCAUCUGCAGCCGAUAUUUUCUUAUCCGGGAAUGGAAGUGCGUUUGAAUCAAGAAACUUUAUUGUAUCUCGAAGCAACGAGAAUUUUACUGGACGUUAAUGACAGAUUUACGGCGAAUCCAAGUUUUCGAGAGAUCGAGAAAUCUUCGGAUUUACUGCACAUCUUAAAUGAAGCCAACGAAAAAUUAGAGAGAGCGGGUAAAGGCGUGAGGAAUUACUUAGAUGUUAAAAGAUUAUCUUUCACGAGAUUGUUCUUUCUCGAUGAUUCAGAAAUUCAAAAACUAUUGUUCGAAUCGACCGAUAUAGUAAAACGAAAUACAUUUGUGAAAAAAUGUUUCGCCGGUAUAAAACAAUUGAAAUUUAAUCAAUUUAAUUGUAUUCGGAAAAUUAUCGGACACUACGGGGAGAUGUUACGUCUAAACGAUAAUAUCUUCGUACCUGUCGACACCAAGUGCGAAGAGCAAUGGUUGAUUCAACUCGAAGAAGAAAUGAGAGACGCGGUUCGCGAAAAUAUUCGCCAAUAUCAUCUUUUGAUCGACGGAGAUUCGACAUUCAUUCCUAGUGAUAAUUUUCCAAGCAUGGCGAUCGUUUGCGGUUUGCAGCUUCAUUGGACCUUCUCGGUGGAAAAGUAUCUCGCACCGUUAAAUAUCACAAUGUUAAACUCUCUGUGCACUACAUACACCGAUUGGAUAACUUCGCUAGUUAACGAAUUAAAAAAGAAUUUGACACGACGGUGUAGAAAUCUGUUGAUGUCAUCGAUUAUUAUUACAUUGGCUCAUAAGGAAGUUAUAAGACUGCUUUUGGAUAGAAAUAUCACUAAACAAACAGAUUUCGAAUGGAUCGCGCAAUUGAGAUAUUAUUGCAACGACAAGAUUGUCGAGAUAUCGGUAUUCGAUACAAAGAUUGAAUACGGAUAUGAAUAUAAUUAUUGUCGACAGAAUAUUGUUAAUACACCCUUAACCGAUCGAUGCUUUCGCACUAUAUUACAAGCUUAUCGUUAUCAUUUUUACAGCGGCAUUCUAGGUUCUACAAGUAGCGGUAAAACGGAGACGAUCAGAAGCUUGACGAAAGCUUUGGCAAAGCUAUUUUACAUCGUCAACUGCAACAAUAGCAUCUCCUACGAUUGUGUGAUACGGAUAUUCAAAGGAGUGGUUUCCUGCGGAGCGUGGGUUUGCCUCGAAAAUUUCAACCGAUUAAAACUGGAAUUAUUAUCAGCCAUCGCUCAGAAUCUUACGCAAAUGAAACAAGCGAUAGCGUCUAACUCAAAGGUAAUAAGUAUCGAGAGUUGCGAUUUGAACUUGAACGCUUCCGGAUAUGUAUGCGUUAACUCUGUGCAAUUCGGAUAUACCAAUCUUCCGGAUAAUUUGAAAGUGCUCUUUCGUUUCGUGUCAAUGACAGCACCGGAUAUUGGCAGAAUCGCCGAGAUCGAACUCUUCGCCGGGGGAUUUCUUCACGCGAAGAAGCUUGCGACAAAGCUAGUCAUCAGCUACAAACUAUUAUCCGAACAUCUGGGAGAGAAAUGUCAUUACAACUUCAGCGCGUCAUCGUUGAAGACUGUCAUCGCAACCGCGAUCGAUAUGAAAGAAAAUGUUCCGAACGAAAAGGAGCAUAUCUUGUUGUUGCGUUCGAUGAUAGAUAUAAAUAUCCCGCAGCUAUGUACAUCCGAUAUACCUGUCUUCCAGAGUAUCGUGCGCAAUGUUUUUCCGGAAUUCGAUGUCUUGCCUCCGUUCGAUUAUUUUGCGAUUUUAAAGGCGUUCGAAAGUGUGUGCGCCAAGAGAUUUCUCGUAUCGCACACGACCUUCAAAUUAAAAGCUAUACAGAUUAUCGAAUUAAUGUACGUUCGUCGCGGUCUCAUACUCAUUAGCGAUCCUCUGGGUGGCAAGACGGAAAUUUUACACGCACUUGCUGAGACAUUAUCAUUGUUACAGGAUCAAGAAAACAAGAUUGGCACUGCUGUGAGGCUGGAAACAAUCAUGCCGGAAGUAGUGGACAGCGACGCGCUCUUCGGAUAUCUCUGUAAUAAAUCUGGUGGAUCUGUUUGGAAGGAUGGUCUGUGUACCAGCAUAUUUCGUCACUUCGCGGAAGACACAUCGAUGGAUCGAAAAUGGUUAGUGUUCGACGGAGCCUUGAGCGGUGCAUGGCUAGAAAACUUGAACACGGUUCUCGACGAGAACGAAAUGUUAUAUUUGGCGUCUGGAGAACGUCUUCCCGUAACAGGAUCGAUGUCCGUUAUCUUCGAAACAACGAGCAUGACAGAAAUCUCACCCAGCUUAGUGUCACGAUGCGGAAUCAUCUAUAUCGACUCGCAUUCUGUCGGCUGGAGGCCACACGUAUUGUCUCAUAUCGCGAAACAUAACAUUUACGACGGAUACGACAAAAUAUUGUGCACUCUGUUCGAGUGGGCGAUAGAUCCGUGUCUUGACUUUUUAAGAGAGAAUAGCGAUACAUCUAUGAAUCAGGAAUUGCACCUUGUUACGUCAAUCUUGAAUUUGUUCGAGAUAUUAUUAAGAGACGCGUGCGAAGAUGUCACAGAGGAUACUGGAAAAAGCAAUCAUUUUGUCAUAUGGGCACAAGCCGCCUUAAUCCAAGCUAUUGUUUGGGCAUUAGGCGGAAACUUGAUCGAGGAUUUGCAAAUACGAUUCAACGCUUUUUGCACAACAUUCUGGAGUGGCGCAGAUACGAGACAUCCGAAACCCGACUCAAUUAAACACUUGGACGUAACACUGCCUAACGAGGGUCUAAUUCAAGACAACUUUUACAUCUUCAAUGGUGUUGGAAAUUGGAAGUACUGGGGAGAUUUGCUAAAGACCGAGAAAAUCCCCGAGAUAUGCAGUUUUAAUCAAAUUUAUGUUCCAAGCGUCAACAGUAUAAGAUAUAACUAUAUGUUCUUGAAACACGUUAAAUAUCGAAAGCCUUUUCUUUUGUAUGGUGAUGUUGGUAUUGGAAAAAGUAGUAUGAUGUAUGAUCUCUUGGACAACAAAUUGCCAGAUAAUUGUUUUCCCAAUUUUUUCAGCUUUACUUCCAUGCUUACGGUAACUAAAACUCAAAGAUUAUUGUUUUCGAAGUUAAACAAGAUACGACACACUGUUUACAGUCCAGGAAGAAAUAAAUUUUGCGUGAACUUUGUGGACGAUGUAAGUAGAGCCGUUACGCAAAAACCAGAGGCACGAUCCGUAUUUGAAUUGUUACGUCAACUUCUUAGUCAUAAUUACUGCUAUGAUACGAAUGAAUUAAGUAAAAUAUUUAUACAAGAUGUUAUGUUCACACUCGCGAUUACGUCAGGAAAGAUUAUUGAAGACAUACCUCCUCGAUUUUUGAGGUAUUUUAAUACAUAUAUAAUUCUUGCCCCUACAACCGAUAAUAUAUUCAAGAUAUAUUUCAACAUGCUAUCUGCUAAUUUGAAGAAAAAUCUGUUCGCAGCAGACGUCACGGGGAGUGUAACUAGUAUAGUGAACGCAACGAUUGAUGUUUACAAGUCCAUAAUGAAAAUGUUACGGCCUGUGCCCAACAAAUUGCACUAUUGCUUUGAUAUGCGAGAUAUAUCCAGAGUGAUUAAUGGAUGCAGCCUGAUCCAGAAGGAAUCGGUGGAGACGAAGAUAACAUUUAUACGAUUAUGGGUGCACGAAAUCUUACGUGUGUUUAAUGAUCGCAUGCUGGAUGAGAACGACAAGGAGUGGCUGUUUCUAAAGAUUCGCGAUGCGGUGAAGAACAACUUUAAGGAUUCAUACGAGACUGCUUUCGAUUAUUUGCCAAAAUAUGAGAACAAUCAAAUUACCAAGGAUAGCUUCGACGAUCUCAUGUUUGGAAAUUUUAUGGAUACACAGAAGAGCGGCACGUUAAGGAAAAUGGAUGUCGUUGUUUCUCGUUACAUGUUUCAGUCUUUAAUUAAGAUUUCCAGAGUUCUGAGCAUCCCAGGUGGAAACGUGUUAAUUAUAUCUGCAGUAGGUUCCGGCAGAAAAUCCAUGACUGCUCUCGCUGCCUUCAUGCAACAACAGAGCUUGUUCGAAAUUACCGCUGAAUCCUAUUAUGACUCAAACGCGUGGAAAGACGAUUUGAAAAGAGUUCUGCGAGAAUGCGGAGCAUUGCGGAAGGACGUUACAUGUUUUAUGAACGAGAGACAAAUGAAAGACUCGUUCUUAAGCGACAUCAGCUGUUUAUUGAGCACCGGAGAAUUAGCUGACUUGUUUUCCGUCGAAGACAAACAGUCUAUAAUUGAGACGACGCGGCUCCACGCUCAGGGCGGUGAUCAAAACGCGGAAAUCAGCGCGCGCUCGGUGAUGAGGUACUUUAUGGAACAAUGCAAGAAUCGAUUACACUUUGUACUUUGCUUUAGUCCUACUAACUCUGCUUUCAGAACAUAUUUAUGUUCGUAUCCUAAUUUAGCGAAACACUGCACGGUAAAUUGCUAUCAAAUUUGGCCUGAUCAAGCGCUUUUGGAGAUUGCCGUGAAGCAUAUGAAGUACGUUAAUAUGCAGGAAGAGAUUAAAACUCACGUGGCAAGAACUUGCGUGCAAUUCCACAAAAAUGCAAGAGAGAUGAGUCUGAGAUAUCAUGAGAUGUUCGGUAGAAUGAUUCAUGUGACAUCGUCAGCUUUUUUGCACAUGCUCAAACUGUAUACACGCUUGAUGUCAAAGAAGCAAGAAGAAAUUGUAACGACACGAAAUAAAUACAUAACGGGAUUGGAAAAAUUGGAAUUGGCGGCCGAGCAGGUCGAACAGAUGAAGGCCACUCUUACAAUUCUGAAACCACAAUUGGAACUGUCUGCUCAACAAACGGUAAUUACUAUGAAAGAAGUGGAGAAUGAGAAUAUUACCGUAGAGCGAGCUACGAUUCUCGUGAAGCAGGAGGAAGAAGUGGCGAAUAAGAAGGCGGAGAUUGCGGGCGCUUUAAAGACUGAAUGCGAGGCCGAGCUUGCUGUUGCUAUACCAAUCUUGGAGGACGCGGUCAUGGCAUUGAACACACUGAAGCCGACAGACAUCACGCUAGUGAAGGCGAUGAAGAAUCCGCCAGAUACCAUCAAGCUGGUAAUGGCUGCUGUAUGCGUGAUGCUGGGCGUUCCGCCAGAUCGUACCAUCGAUCCGGUCACUGGCAAAAAGUUCACGGACUAUUGGGGCCCGAGCAAGCGUAUCCUGGGUGACAUGAAUUUUCUGCAGAACUUGAAGGAUUACGACAAGGAUAACAUAGCACCUACGGUGAUGCAGGUUAUCAAAAAGACGUACAUGACGGAUAGUAGCUUCACACCUCACAUAGUUGCAAAGGCAUCCAGCGCCGCCGAGGGUCUCUGCAAGUGGGUCCGCGCCAUGGUGUCAUACGACGAGGUAGCGAAGGUAGUUGCGCCAAAGAAGAAGAAACUAGUAGAAGCACAAACGGAAUGUGACGAGGCUGAAGCGUUCCUGAACGAGAAACGGCAGACGCUGGCCGCUCUGAAUGCAAAACUGGCGGCACUUAAUGAUAGCUUGCGGCAAACAUUGCAGAAGAAAUUGAACUUGGAGACAGAAGUGACGACUUGCACCUCCAAAUUGGUGAAGGCAGAGAAGUUGAUCGCCAGUCUGGGUGGCGAGAAGAGUCGUUGGAUGGAGUGCGCUCAUAUUUUACAAAUGAAUUAUGAUAAUCUUGUGGGCAACAUGUUACUUUCGUGUGGAAUAAUAGCUUAUAUGGCAUCUUAUAAUAUCUCAUUUCGCGACGAGAUACUGACGAAAUGGAAAGAAUUGGUGGAAACUUCUGAGAUACCCUACACUAAGACGUACGACUUUAUAAGCGUCCUUGGUGUGGAAAUUGAGAUUAAUCAUUGGCAACUCUGCGGCCUAUCAAAAAAUCGCUUUGCAAUAGAAAACGCCAUUAUUUUGAAUAAUUCAGAUCAAUGGUGCCUCUUUAUCGAUUCGCAGAACCAGAUAAACCAAUGGAUCAAGAGAAUCGAGAAGAAAAAUGAUUUAAAUGUCAUUAAAUUAAUGGAUUGCAAUUAUAUGUCAGUCAUCGAACGAAACAUCGAAACUGGCGUGCCAGUUCUGUUGGAGAAUGUCGGGGAGAGACUCGAAAUCGCGCUGGAACCGAUAUUGUUGAAAAAUAUUUACAAGAAUGAAGUAGAUUGGUAUAUCGAUAUUGGUGCGAAAUCUGUGAAAUAUUCGCAAAAUUUUCGAUUUUACAUCACCACAAGAUUGUCAAAUCCAGAUUAUACGGCCGAUGUUUUCAGCAAGCUCACCGUAAUCGAUUUUUCGAUGCCAGACAAGACUCUUCGAGACAAGCUUCUAGACAUCGUCGUCGCGAAGGAGAGGCCGGAGCUUCAAGACAAAUUUGAAGCGCUCCGUAUUCAAGAUGCCACUAACAAGAAAGUUCUUCAGCAACAAGAGGACAACAUUCUGAGCACUCUCUCGUCAACCACUACGAACAUUCUAGAGGAUGAAAACGCGAUACAGAUCUUGGAUUCCUCCAAGACACUUACUGCGAACAUCAUGAAGAGGCAGGAAGCAGCGAGAUCAAUGACGGAGGAUAUCAACAAAUUCCGAGAUGUGUAUCUACAGUUUGCCGAUCAUUGCGCGGGUUUAUUCUGCACAUUGACUACCCUGUCCAACUUAAAUCACAUGUACCGUUUUUCAUUCUCGUGGUUCAUUCAGCUGUACAUUACCUCGAUCGAAACGUCGAACAGAAGCAUUGUUCUCGAAAAACGACUACAAUUUCUCAAAUCUUCGUUUACGAGGAAUCUCCAUUCCAGCGUCUGUAGAUCGCUAUUCGAGAAACAUAAACUUCUGUAUUCGUUUCUAUUGUGCGUGAAAAUUUUGAUGGACGCUCGACAGACUACGCAAGAGGAAGUCAAAUUCUUUGUCUCUUCGGAGACGGAGGAUUGCGAUAUAGUUCCUGAGGAACCGGCGCCAGAGUGGUUAUCAGCGGAUAAAUGGAAACAAAUUUGCAAAUUAAACGACAUGGUGCCUGAAUUACACGAACUCGCAAAUGAUUUUCAAUCCAACGGUGCGGCUUGGCAAAAAUAUUUCAAUGCGAUACCGUUUCAAAGCCAUCUAAUGCCGGAACCAUGGGCCGACAGAACGACACAGUUUCAAAGGUUGACAUUUGUCAAAAUCAUCAGACGCGACAAGAUCAUCGUAGAGAUAAUGCGGCUGAUAGAGGACAACAUGCUGGAGAACGUGUUCAAUUCGUAUCCUCAUCUUCAGAUUUCAGAAUCAUUCGCAGAAUCCAGCUGCCUCACGCCAAUUAUAUUCAUCCUGCCAAGUUAUACUCCGUCUCUGUCGCUCGUUUCCGCCUACGCGAGCACCAGAGGAUAUACUUCGAAAUUCGUUUCCUUGUCGAUGGGCGAUGGAUCGCGACAAAGUACUGCUGAAGUUCUCGUAGAAGAGGCGCGAAAGGAAGGGGAAUGGAUAUUCUUGCAAAACUGUCACCACGCCAUAUCGUGGAUGCCGCGACUCGAGCGGAUCUUCGAGAGCCUGAAACUAUCCGGUACGUCCUUGGACUUUCGACUGUGGCUCUCCAGUUGUUCCGUCCCAGACUUUCCGAUCAGCGUCCUGCAGAACAGCUUGAAGAUCGCGUACGACUACCCACUACGACUGAAACAGAGUUUGCUGAGAACAUAUCGGUCGGAGCCCGUGAAAAAUAAGGAAUUCUUCGAAGGAUGUCCCGGAAGGGACAAGGAGUUCUCCAAACUUCUGUAUGGACUUUGCUUCUUUCACGGAAUCAUCAGAGAGAGAAGACACUUCGGGCCGCAAGGAUGGAACAUUCCAUACGAUUUUGAUCACGUCGACUUUGAAAUAUCCGUUAGGCAGCUGCAGAACUUGAUCAACGAGACCGAGAAUAAUAUACCAUUCGACACGCUACUCUAUCUUGUCGGAGAAUGUAAUUACGGCGGAAAGAUCGUGGAUAGUCUCGAUCAAAGGUAUCUAGGAUAUCUGUUGAAUUCCUUCUGUAAUAUUUGUAUUAUCAACGACAACGAAUAUUUAUUUUCCAAUUGUAUAGAACACUCGGUACCACAAAGAUGCGAAUAUCGCGAUAUUAUUAAACACAUCAACGAUAUGCAACUGGACUCAUCACCGGAAGCUUUCGCUUCUGAUGAAAAUGCUCUUAUUAUAAAAGACACUGCUAUUGUCAGAGAAUUCUUAGAAUCUAUAUCUUAUUUAGAUCAAAUUAGAUCAUCGAACCAUGAGAUUGUAGCACAAGAUAGUCAAGUAUUGCGAGCAAUUGACGAAAUCAAUAGCAAGUUACCUGUUUUAUUUAACAUCGACGAGAUACGCGACAGAUAUCCUCUUAACUCGCGUGAACCGUUUAAUGCGAUUCUCAUCCACGAAGCCGAAUUGAUUAACAAGGUUUUAGCUGUAAUUGUGGACUCCCUGAAUAAUUUGAAAUCGGCAUUAAACGGCGAGAUUAUCUUGACCGAUUCCUUGGAAGAUUUGUCCGCAGAAAUAUACAAAAACAAAGUCCCACGUGUUUGGAGGCUGAUCGAUCUCGGUAUCGUAACUAAACAUUUGCCAAAUUAUAUCGAGCUGCUUCAGAAACGUGUAAGCUUCGUGCAAAAUUGGCACGACAACAUCGAUCUGCCUCGUAUCAUCUACUUCGAUGCGUUAUCCUGCUGUAAAAGACUUUUAUCCGCGAUACUCCUCGAGUUCUCACGACGUCGCGAUGAUGUACCCAUUGAACAAAUUACAUUAGAUCUUCGAGUAAUGAAUGAUGAUGAUAUUUCUACCCAUGACGAGACAGAUAUAUAUUACAUUCAUGAUUUACGUUUAUCUGGCGCUCGGUGGGAUGCGCAAAAGCGAAUGUUAAUCGAAAGCUCGACGAAUAUAUUCUGGUAUAACAUGCCACCGAUAUGUCUUACGUUUAGCGUAGAGGAAAGAGUUGUCGAUAAUAUUUACGAGUGCCCUGUAUAUGUAUCACCGAUAUGCUGCAACGAAGUAAGCACAAAUAUGAAGAUAAAGAAUUAUAUUACAAGCGUAUCUUUGGAAACUGACAAGUCACAUAUAUAUUGGAUGAAGCGUGGUACAGCAUUAUUCUGUCAAAUUGAUGAAUAAUUUUUAAAGAUAGAUUUAUGUAAAUAAAAAAAAUAGAUUUAUGUAGAUAAAAACGAU
Camponotus floridanus (Florida carpenter ant) is the source of this 11631-nucleotide messenger RNA. Its product is annotated as dynein heavy chain 7, axonemal. Gene Ontology annotation, cellular component: dynein complex. Gene Ontology annotation, molecular function: minus-end-directed microtubule motor activity; dynein intermediate chain binding; dynein light intermediate chain binding. Gene Ontology annotation, biological process: microtubule-based movement. The record is from RefSeq and is a predicted model, not a curated record. Lineage: Eukaryota; Metazoa; Arthropoda; Insecta; Hymenoptera; Formicidae.